CACGGCCCCAAAUUGUCAGUCUGGUUGUCAAUAGAUCUGAUGAAUCCAUAGUUUUUCGGAGAUGAUUUUAAGCAAUUCGAUAAUUUCAUAUCUAUAAUGUACACUUUAUUAAGUGGAUUGUACAAGUAUUUAGUCCAGAAAGAUGAGUAUUUUAUACUUAUACUAGGAUUAGAUAAUGCUGGAAAAACGACCUACUUAGAAGCAGCUAAAACUAAAUUCACAAAAAAUUAUAAGGGAAUGAAUCCCAGCAAAAUAACUACCACUGUAGGAUUAAAUAUUGGAAAAAUUGACAUAGCUAAUGUGAGACUUAAUUUUUGGGAUCUUGGUGGCCAAGAAGAAUUACAGUCCCUGUGGGACAAGUAUUAUGCUGAAUCACAUGCAGUUAUUUACAUUGUUGAUUCAUCAGACAGAGAUAGAAUACCUGUUUCAAAAGAGACUUUUGAUAGAGUUAUUUCAUCAGAGCAUUUGCAAGGAGUUCCAUUAUUAGUAUUAGCUAACAAACAAGAUAUUCCUGAUUGCAUGGGUGUGCGAGAGGUAAAGCCAAUAUUCAAUCAAAAUGCUCAUUUAAUUGGAAGAAGAGAUUGUAUGGUUAUGCCUGUUUCUGCAAUUAAUGGUGAAGGAGUAGAUGAAGGGAUUCAUUGGUUAGUUGAUUGCAUCAAAAGAAAUAGUGAAAUACGGCCUCCUCGAAAUCAGGACAAUAAUUGCUUAACAUGAAAAUCAUUUUGCAUUCCAUUACUAAUUAAUUGCAUAGUCUAUAAGGUUCACUGUAUUUUUUACUUAUUAUAGAGAUAUAUUUGUACCUAAAAUACAAUUUGUU
Messenger RNA from Phymastichus coffea, 817 nucleotides. RefSeq names its product ADP-ribosylation factor-related protein 1 (gene Arfrp1). The record is from RefSeq and is a predicted model, not a curated record. Gene Ontology annotation, cellular component: Golgi apparatus. Bases 97 to 714 code for a protein of 205 amino acids. Gene Ontology annotation, molecular function: GTP binding; GTPase activity. Lineage: Eukaryota; Metazoa; Arthropoda; Insecta; Hymenoptera; Eulophidae. Gene Ontology annotation, biological process: Golgi to plasma membrane protein transport; intracellular protein transport; protein localization to organelle. The transcript is spliced from 5 exons.